Sabethes cyaneus is the source of this 2933-nucleotide messenger RNA. Its product is annotated as arf-GAP with dual PH domain-containing protein 1-like. Gene Ontology annotation, molecular function: phosphatidylinositol bisphosphate binding; GTPase activator activity. NCBI's taxonomy places the organism in Eukaryota, Metazoa, Arthropoda, Insecta, Diptera, Culicidae. Gene Ontology annotation, cellular component: intracellular membrane-bounded organelle; plasma membrane. The coding region runs from base 452 to 1675 and encodes 407 amino acids. The record is from RefSeq and is a predicted model, not a curated record. Gene Ontology annotation, biological process: positive regulation of GTPase activity. The transcript has 5 exons.
UUAGUGUGUGGCAAAUAAAAAUAAAAGCUUGUGCGAUUUGGUGUAAUUUUUCUUGAUUAUUGUUUGUAAAAUGAUUCCAGUUGUUCGUUAACUGUCCUGUUCUGUUGGGCGAUUAUAAAGUGAGCUUGCGAUUGUUUGGCAGCAGAUUGUCGAAAAGAAAAGCCAUCGUAAAAUAGGGCAGCGUGAGCUGUUUUACGCCGUGUGUGUGUUGUUUGUGGUGGGAAAGGAAAACCCACAGCUCAUCAGAGGUGCUCCCCAGCGCAGCAGCCAGUGACCAUAGUGUGAACCGUCUGGCGGAAAGGUGCGACGGCUCAGACUCGUGUAAAUAGGAGGUGUUUGCCGAAGCGGGGUACUGAAAAGAAAAAUAGAUCAUCGGAAAAUCCCCCUGUGACGAUAGGGAGGAAAAUAUUUUUGGUGCUGCGGCGGAAAAAGGAUUGCUACCGUUCCUACUAUGGCCGAUCAAAACGAGAAAAUUCUGCUGCGGUUACUACAAAUCGACGGAAAUAAUGAGUGUGCAGACUGCGGAACGAAAAAUCCCGAAUGGGCCUCAUACAACAUUGGCAUAUUUUUGUGCACACGGUGUUGCGCAGUUCACCGGAACAUGGGCGCACAUAUAUCCAAGGUAAAGCAUCUGAAACUGGACAAAUGGGAAGACAGCCAGCUGGAACGAAUGAUCGAAGUUGGCAACAAAUCAUCGAAGAUCAAAUACGAACACCGAGUCCCUGCCUGCUAUCGACGACCGAGAGAAAAUGACCCACAAAUCCUUAUCGAACAGUGGAUCCGUGCCAAGUACGAACGACUCGAGUUCUGCAUGAACGAACGACCCAUAUACACUUCGGGCCACAUGGAAGGUUUCCUGAUGAAGCGCGGCAAGGAAGAUAGCCGCUACCAGCUGCGUAAGUUCGUUUUGUCCGAGGCGGAUGACACACUACGCUACUACGUCAAAGAGAAACGUGAACCAAAGGCAAUCCUAAGAAUUUCCGAGCUGAAUGUCGUAUACGCCCCAGCCAAGCUGGGAAACCCCAAUUCUUUGCAAUUAACAUUCAUGAAAGACGGUACAACGCGACAUAUUUACGUUUACCAUGAUGAUCCGAAGGAGAUCAACAACUGGUAUAUGGCGAUACGUUGCGCCAAAUUGCACCGACUGCAGAUCGCUUAUCCUAGUGCGGUAGAAAGCGAUCUGAUGGAUUAUUUGACGCAUGAUUUCGCCCGCGAGGGCUGGUUACUGAAAACAGGACCGCGAACGACUGACAGCUACAAGCGACGCUGGUUCACACUGGACGAUCGCAAGUUAAUGUAUCACGAUGACCCGCUAGAUGCCAACCCGAAAGGGGAGAUUUUCCUGGGCAAUCAACUCGAUGGUUACAGCAUCCGAAUAGGAGCACCAGUUGGUGCCAAGGAUCAGGGCUUCAGUUUUACGCUUUUCACACCCGAACGGACCUAUAAUUUGUCGUCACACAGUGAACAGGAUCGAGACGAAUGGAUGACUAUGAUUCAAAGAGUGCUGGAAAGACCGCUCAGUCCGCAGGAUAGUUCAAUAUCGGCGCGACUCAUUCGAAAACGCGGUGGAACCAAUUCGAUAAACAUCUUCACCGGCAGGACGGGAUCGCUCAUUAGCAAGCGGGGAAACAGUUCAGUACAGUUGAGGAUAACUACUGCAUGUUCGUGGCAGUGAUUGUGAAUGAUUGUGGAAAUUUUCACGUUACCUGGAUUUUGGAAAAUGAGUUCGGAUAUGGAAGAGCAACACGAUUCACUUUAUUGGCUGCUACCGCAAGUUAUGCUGAGCAUUCUGUUACUUGAUAGACUGUAGAAUGAACCUUGAAACAUAUGAACUAGAUCCCUUAUUUUCCUCAAUUUACCACAAACUUUAUUGUAAUAUUUUAUAGAUCACGGAGGUUUCUAUUUGUUUAAUAAAUUUAUACAAUUUUUAACGUUUUAAAUUUUAUUUUUGGCUGCCUCAAAAGAUCGAUCUUCUUUAGAAUCUUAUAUGAUAAAAUAUGCUUUUUCAAAAGCAAUGCAAUGCUUGCUUAUUUUCCUGUGAAUUUAUGAUAAACGGAACCAAACAAUAUGAAACAAAUACGGCAACACAAACUGGAUCUGAGAAGAAAAAAUCAAUUGAUCAUAUAAACAAAACAAGAGAUGCGUGUGUACAUUUUUAGGCUACCAUAAUAUCCAAUAGACGAUAAUCAAGUAGAUAGACAAAUAUAAUUAAAUUGUACUGUAAAAACACAAAUAGCAUAUGCGUAAGCAACCAAAAUAAUUUCAACUCAUAUUUGUGUUGAGAAACGGUUCAAACUUUGCACUUUUAUUGAAAUGGAUCGCCUGUUUGUCUAGUUAAACACAAAAAAACAAUCCACCUAGUUUAUUCCGAAUGAAGUAGCUUAUUUUAGCGUCUAGCUUUUUCACCAAAUAAAACAGAAUGAACUUAGAAGUACCCAAUUAGAUUACUGAUUUUUGCUCAAGAUGCAUAUAAUUUACGUCGUGUAAGUAGGAGAAACUGACCGAUCGAACCAUCACUACUAGUAGACUAGUACCAUUCACCUUUUUUUUUUUGAAAACAGCUUAUUUGAGUAUUUAUGUCUAAACGACGCGCAUGGGAGUAAUGCAAUUUUCUACUCACACUGAUGAUACAUUUGGUUUCGCGCUCAUUGAUGAACCAAUUGAUGUAGGUCGAACUAACUAAGAAAAGGAAAAUGUAAUAAUCUGCCAAAUAUAGCUAAAAGAAACGGGGCUUAACCGAGUAAACAACUAUUGUGCUAUUAGUAAGGAUUGUAUCGUAAUAUGUAAUUUAAAGAGUGCCGCUACCAAGCACAUGUAAUAGCUCUGAUUAGGUUAAACAUCAUUCGAAAACAAGAGACUAAACCGGGGCAAAGUAGCGAGGAAUUAUAAAGACUAGAAACGAUUUAAAUAUAAGAAUAAUCUUUCACUAAACU